AUGGCGACAACUGGUGGCGGAGGUCUGCAUGACCCAUUGCUGCUCUUGAAACAAUCGAUAGCGGCCGGCAGUCCUAUCAUACCGACAACCGCUGCGGAUGCAUCUUCUGCUUCUGCAGUUGAUCUCAGCCUGGCCAAAGCUACAUUCCUUCACUUCUCGUCGCCAGCCCAGGUCUCAAUCGAACUCACGACACCCACACGUUUCUUCUCCUCCGAGAGACCCGUGGACCUCCGAAGCAUCUUUUUUGCCUGGGAGAAACGGGAGACUGCGAUCCCGGAGUACAAUGGGGCGGCCCAGGAAUUGAAUGAGCAGCUCCGGGCUGGCGACGGUGCAGGAGGGGAGGUGCAGAAUUUGGCUUUCGUUGAACGAUUGGAUUUGAUUACUUGGCUGGAAGGCGCUUCCGAGGAAUCUGAGUAUAUCAAGCCUCUGGCAUCAGAUACGUCAAGCGCAACAUCAUCAGCGCAAGUCGCUUCUGGGGUCAAAGGUGGUAUUGUGCCAGUUACCAGUGGUAACCAGAUCCGUCCAGGCAAGACCAUUGAUCCUCGACUGGCGGAAAUCUACAAUGGUGAAAGACGUACGGGAGACAGGAACAGUGUCCUUAGGGGCAUCAAACCUACGGAUUUCUCGCACGUCCGCAAGCUGGCAGCACCCUUCAAUGCAGGCAAGGCUGCACAGGCGGCAGCAGCAGCAGCGGCGGCAGCAUCAGUGAAUAAUUCCAUAUUGGUACAUAAUCCAAAAGCCUCUGUCCGACGCCCGGAUCCCAUCAUCCUGCUUUCACCAUCUGCCUCCUCUCUCCUCCGGCUUUCAAACAUCAAGGCUUUCCUCGAGAACGGAAUAUAUGUCCCACCCGAGUCUGUCAGCGCAUCGUCUAGCUCUUCUUCCACACUUCUGCAUACCCAACGCUUGAUCACCUCCAUCGACGCGACUCGCCCGAUUCGCUUUAUUCUCGUGGAUACACCGGAGCAAUUCAAGCCGGAGUACUGGAGUCGGGUUGUGGCUGUCUUCACAACAGGCCAGGCCUGGCAGUUCAAGACCUAUAAGUGGCAGCAGCCUACCGAGCUGUUCAAGCAUACAUUGGGUAUUUAUGUUGGGUGGAGAGGAGAUAGCCCGCCAGAUACAGUCAGAGGAUGGGGAAGGGGCGUAUUUUCUACUCAAGUUGACAAGUACAGCGCAGGUGCACCACCAUCGAGUCGAUGGCGAGACAGAGAAGUUGUGGAGAGUAUUUGGAAGGGGAUCGAGGAUAACAUGCGGCAGAAGGGGUGGAGGAGAGAUUCCGGGCCCAUGAAUAUCUAA
Messenger RNA from Cadophora gregata, 1293 nucleotides. RefSeq names its product accessory factor associated with RNA polymerase II. Gene Ontology annotation, cellular component: Cdc73/Paf1 complex. The record is from RefSeq and is a predicted model, not a curated record. The coding region runs from base 1 to 1293 and encodes 430 amino acids. Gene Ontology annotation, molecular function: RNA polymerase II complex binding. Lineage: Eukaryota; Fungi; Ascomycota; Leotiomycetes; Helotiales; Ploettnerulaceae. Gene Ontology annotation, biological process: positive regulation of transcription elongation by RNA polymerase II; transcription elongation by RNA polymerase II. The transcript has 2 exons.